CAACGUCGCCGGUAAAAUGCGCGUGUUUCUUCCUCUUCCUUUUCCGCGGCGAAGCUCUUUAAACUGAAAUAUAUUUGCAUUUGUUUGUUCUUAAAUAAGAAUUAACAAUGAAUCUGGAGGACAUCUCGGUGGUGAUGAAGCUAUGCGACGACAACGUGCUAAAGCUUCACGAGAACCUCCGCUCCUACCAGCGCGAUGUGCGGCGCGUCAAGAAAUUAAUGACGAAAAGAUGGGCGAAUGUGGAGCGACUGGACAGAGGCAUCAUGGCUCUGCACGACCAGUUGGUGGGCAGUCUCAGCGAAGUGAACGCCUAUAUCAUCAAGCUGAACCUGCACAUAGAGCUCAACCGACCGUUGGAUCGAUUUACGGAGGAAGAAAGAUCGGAGGACUCCUUGGACGAACUAUGUUCACCAAACAACGCGUCUUCAAGGGCAAUCAAAGGAGCUAGUUCUGAUGAAACGGAUGAACAGUCGCAGGAGCAGGCCUCCAUCGAGAAGAGUCUAGAAGAUUCCGCGCAGCUGGUACCCGUUGAUCUUUCCUUGCGUUUCGUGGAGUCCAGUAUGUCGUCUUCUCAGUCGUUUGACGAGCCUAAGGUGGCUAUUCCAAAGUCUCCUGAACUGGCUCCCACAUCUACUCCUAAACUAACAAAGACUCCAAGCAAUGGAUCCCUUCUUUCCCCUAGAAACUCGAACCAGACGAUCAGCAAUGAUACCUCCAAACAAAAUUCCAAGAAAAUAACUCAAUUGGAAAUUAAAGAGAACCCAAUGGUCAUUAAGUCAUUCCCAGAAGAUGUAAAGUUUUCUACCCCAACCAGCAUUAAUGUCUCCCAACAAAAGUCCGAAAACAAAAGUCCAUUGCAAAUGGAAGAGACCCCAGAGGCCACUAAGCCUUUCCAGGAAGAACGAAAGGCUGCUAAUCCCACCAGCAUUAACGUCUCCCCACAAACGUCCAAAAACACAACUUCAUUGCAAAUUAAAGAGACUACAGAAAUCAUUAAGGCAUUCGAGGAUGAUCCAAAGGUAGCUACUCCAACUAGUAGUAAUAUCUCCCAACAAAAGUGCAAAACCACAACUUCAUUGCAAAUUAAUGAGACCCCAGUGGUCAUUAAGCCUUUCCAGGAAGAACCAAAAGCUGCUACUCCCACCAGCAGUAAUGUCUCCCAAAAAACGUUCAAACACAUAACUCCAUUGCAAAUUGAAGAGAGUCCAGAAAUCAUUAAGUCAUUCCAGGAAGAUCCAACGCCAACUAGCAAUAAUAUCUCCAAAGAAAAGUACAAAAACACAACAUCAUUGCAAAACAAAGAGAUUACAGAAAUCAUUAAGACAUUCCAGGAAAAUCCGAAGGUUACUUCUCGCACCAGCAAUGAUUUAUCCAACCUUGUCUCUAAAAACAUAACUUCAUUACAAACUCAGAAAAACACAGCGUUUGCCACCUUGCCUUCCACUUGGCUUAUUGAUCCGUCCGAUCAGGUUCCUACUCCACCAUCGGCAACCAUUUCGAAACUUCCAAAAACUCCCAGAAAGCGAACGCUCUUGGCCCCCAAAGGUGGCACCCAGACGACCAGCACAGGGAUCUACAAUCAAAUCUUGAGGAACAUGGCUGCCUUUCCCAGCAGAACCUUGGUCGCCGCCGCAUUGGUGCAUGUGAACUUAGCGGACGAUUGCAUCUAUGUGGCCAAAUGGGACGAGAGUUCAAAGAGAAUUCAGAAAGUGCUCCAGGGACAAGUGGCUCUGCAGGAAUUGGAUCAGCUGCCCGACUACGGAGAGAUCUUUGCAGUCCUCGACAGUAGCGACAAUAUUACUACUCGGAUGACCAUUAAUAGCAGUUGCGCUGUAGGAGGCUAUUAUGGUUAUUUGAUCGACUAUGGCGAACACAUUCACCUGAACGGCUACGAAACUAUAUAUGAAUUACCCGACGAUAUAAAACGGUUGCCGGCGGAAGCCAUUAGAGCAAAAUUAGUCAACUACGAUAUUGCCCAGAUGAAAAGCUUCCUCUACAGUGUCAUUCAGUUGCGUGUACUUGAAAACAAUGGCAUUGAACUGGUGGUGGAAGUGAUCGAGGAUAACCUCAGCAAAGUAAGGCUUUCCCUUAAAAAUAAGGCCGACGGUGAAAGUCGUGCGGAAGUAAGCGAGGCAGAUAUGGCCAUGCUAAAUGAAAUUGAAGAGAGCACCAGUGAUCCCCUGAAGGCAGUGCUGGGCUUUAGGCCCACGGACGAGCAACGCAUUUGCCGACACUACAAUCCAAAGAUAAAUGGGUGCUUCAAGGGCAACAACUGUCGAUUGGUUCAUGAACCCCUUGCCCCGUUUGGCGCCACCAAGGAUGUGGAGGUAGCUGGACCUCUUCCGGAAACCGUCUUUGAUACACCAGUGCCAUUUGAAAUUGGAAGCAUUGUCCGCAUCUUGAUCACCUUCAUCAAUGGCCCUACCGAAGUUUAUGCCCAGUUCUUGGACGGAUCUGCUCCGCUGGUGUGGGAGGAAAAGGAUGUGCCCGUGAACAAACGACACUUCAAGCGAAAGCCACACAUUCUGGACAUUGUACUCGCCCUCUACAGCGAUGGCUGCUUCUAUCGCGCUCAGAUAAUCGAUGAAUUGGAUAAGGAGUAUAAGAUAUUUUAUGUGGAUUAUGGCAACACAGAGUUUGUCCCACUGAGCUCCUUGGCUCCCUGCAACGACGUGGAGAGAUUGAAGCCCCAUCGGUGCAUCAGUUGUCAUAUAGAGGGUGUUAUAAGAUCAACAUUGCUGACACAUCAGGAGACGUUUGAAUGCGUUGAGUACCUGAAGAGCAAACUGCUUAAUAGGGAGAUGAAUGUUAGGCUGGUGAAUCGAUUACCGGAUGGUUUUAUGAUUCGCUUUUUGGGCGAUUGGAAAGAAGUGCCGCGUCACCUGAUAAAUCGCAAGUAUGUCGACCCCGUCAAUGGGAAAAGGCGUGAUUCCGACGGCGAGGAAGAUGAAAAUCAACCUCCGGCAGGUAAAGAUUAGUAUGGCUAUUAAAAUCUUUUUGUUGGUUUAUCUUAGUUUAAAUCAUACUUAUUUUUAAGUGUCUAAAUGUUUCAAUUCAAAGACGAAAGAGGGACUUCAUUUAUCCCAAAUUCAAAGCAACUUGACCUUAACUUACCACUACUACAAUGCUUUUGAAAUUGAUUUCUGAACAAACGUUUCUUUUAAUCAACAUAAAUUGUGUCAGCUUUAUAAAGCUAUAUUAUUCACUUUAAGAAACUUGUUAUUUUUUAAGCGAAAACUGACAUUUUCAUUAAGCUCAUAAUGUUAAUAUUUGUUUUUGAUGGACUCAUUUAUUGUUUUUGAAUUAGUAUAUAACCUUCAGUUAUGCCGCGAGGCCUACGAAAUAAACUGGCUAUGUUCCAACACGUUAUCCACAUGUCAA
Drosophila suzukii is the source of this 3381-nucleotide messenger RNA. RefSeq names its product krimper (gene krimp). The record is from RefSeq and is a predicted model, not a curated record. Gene Ontology annotation, cellular component: P granule. Gene Ontology annotation, biological process: spermatogenesis; P granule organization; piRNA processing. Gene Ontology annotation, molecular function: metal ion binding. NCBI's taxonomy places the organism in Eukaryota, Metazoa, Arthropoda, Insecta, Diptera, Drosophilidae.